AUGGAAAAACCAGCGCAUCCCCCAGCUGCCCCUGAUCUGGAGGCCAGCCCCUCUCCGGAGCGACAACCCAAGACCGAGUCGAGCAUCGCGCGCCGCUGGAAGGAGAACCUCACUCCCUCUUAUGCCGACCUGGUGUGUCUGCUGCUCUGUUUCCUGACAGGGCUGUGCGAUAGCAGCGCCUACAAUGCGUGGUCCUGCUUCCUCGGAAUGCAAACCGGAAACACCAUCUUUCUCGGCCUGGGCGCAUCCAACCAGCCGGCCAACAAGCCCUGGGGCUGGCUGAAGUCGCUGGUCUCGAUCGCAUCCUUCUUUGUGGGGGCGCUGAUCUUCUCGAAUGCGAUGCGACGCGCCGGCGCCCUCCGUCGCUGCACGCUCUUCCUCUCGUUCCUCGCCCAGACCAUUCUGAUCAUCAUCGCCGUCGCGCUGAUCGAGGCCGACUUGAUCCCGCAUACCCCGGCCGACAUGUCGCUGUCGGGCGGGCCGCUCUUCCUCGAACUCAUCCCCAUCGCCUUGGUGGCCUUCCAGUCGGCCGGCGGCAUGACCUGCAGCCGAUCCCUGGGCUACAAUGAGAUCCCGACCGUUGUCCUCACCAGCGUCUACUUUGAUAUUGCCUCGGACCCGAAGCUGCUGCAGAAGCCGACUGCCAAUGUCAAGCGCAACCGUCGCGUCGGCAGUGUCGUCUCAUUGCUAAUUGGCGCUAUUGUUGGCGGCUGGCUGAGCCGGAGCUCUGGCGGUAUGCAGUCUGCGCUGUGGAUGGCUGCGGGUAUGAAGUUUGUCGCGGCCUUUGGCUGGUUGUUCUGGAAAGCUGCGGCGCCCAAAUAA
This is a messenger RNA of Penicillium alfredii, 822 nucleotides long. RefSeq names its product YoaK family protein. The coding region runs from base 1 to 822 and encodes 273 amino acids. The transcript is spliced from 2 exons. The record is from RefSeq and is a predicted model, not a curated record. Lineage: Eukaryota; Fungi; Ascomycota; Eurotiomycetes; Eurotiales; Aspergillaceae.